Messenger RNA from Arabis nemorensis, 171 nucleotides. Lineage: Eukaryota; Viridiplantae; Streptophyta; Magnoliopsida; Brassicales; Brassicaceae. The record is from the annotation of a GenBank genome assembly.
AUGGUCGUGAGGAGAGAUCUGAUCGAGACGAGAGGAGACGUCAUUGGCUCUUGUUGGAGAGGAGCAGCGGCGUGCGGUUGUCUUCCCAGUGAGGCGGCGACGUCUUUGCAACAAGGUCUUCGCGUGGUGGGGAGAUCUCCGCCGUUGAUGGUUCGUGACGUUUCGAAGUGA